AUGCUGUUCUUUGGAAAAUCUCUGCUCGGCGCUGGUUACGUCGUGCUCAACGUUAUUCGAGCUAUGAACAUAAUUGCCUUACUUAGUGCAAUGGCUGCAAGCUCAGUCAUGCUGGUCAAGACAUUCAUUGUGUCGAAGUUUUUCUUCUUCGACGCUUGCGAACACAUCAUUAGGAUUGUGAUGAGUGGUUUCCUGAUCGUCACAGAACUUCCACUCUUCAAAGGCUACAUUUCGCGGAAUUGGCCUCUCUUCAGCCCCCGAUCUAGCUUCAUCAUGCUAGGUAUAGUCAUGAUAUUCCUGGGCAACAGCAUCUUGGGUAACCUCAACAAACAAGCGACGAGUCAAGAGAGUUUGGGCCUGCCAUUCUGGCGACUUGUCAUUGCUUCUGGCAUCGUCGUGCUGGUCAUGGGGCCGAUCAACAUUCUUGCGAGUUUUGUGUUUAGAGACAAGAAGGCACAUCUCACUGCACGUCAAGUCCGAUCUCAUGGCGCAGUGGCCUCUCACAAAGCCGAUGUCGAAGCCUCGACUCCCAAGCCACCCAACCGGCGCAGCCACUACCGGUCAUUCUUCUUGGGCUCUAAACGUGAUACUCUCCCACCUUACAACGUCCGCAAAGGUACCAAGCAGAAUGACAUGGUCGAAACCCCAAAGAUGCACCUCGCUAUCUCAUCACCGUUCCAAUCCCAGGACGCCACUGCCCAGAGUCCAGGUGGUGCGAGCUCAAAGUACAGCCAAAGUCCCAAGAGUGAACGCUACUUCACGAGCCCGGAGCUGAACAGACCCGACCUAGCACAUCAUCCUGCCAUCACACACGGGCAAGCUCUCUAG
Exophiala spinifera is the source of this 828-nucleotide messenger RNA. RefSeq lists its product as uncharacterized. NCBI's taxonomy places the organism in Eukaryota, Fungi, Ascomycota, Eurotiomycetes, Chaetothyriales, Herpotrichiellaceae. The transcript has 3 exons. The coding region runs from base 1 to 828 and encodes 275 amino acids. The record is from RefSeq and is a predicted model, not a curated record.